AUGGCCACCACCGAGCACACCGAGCAGCUCCACGAGAAGCACAACGGCAUGAACGGCAACUACGACCCCGAGGCCCAGCGCAUGGAUGCCCUCAAGCAGUUCCGCUCCGCGGCCAGCGUCCAGAUGAGCCCUGAGCUGUUCGAGAAGCUCUACCUCUCGCCCAUGAACGAGGUCAAGGGAAACCUUCGACAGACCUUUGGCAACCCUACUCCCAUCGCUCUUGUCGGCUUCCUUCUCGCCUUCACCCCCCUGACCUGCUGUCUCAUGGGCUGGCGAGGCGCCGGCGGCAGCGGUGCCUCCGACAACGCCGUCUACGUCUUCAUGGGCGGUCUCCUCAUGCUCGUCGGUGGUAUCCUCGAGUGGGUUCUCGGAAACAGCUUCCCCGCCUGCGUCUUCUGCUCCUUCGGUGGCUUCUGGUUCUCCUACGGCGGUACCCUCAUCCCUGCCUUUGGCACCUACGCCGCGUAUGCCCCCGCCGAUGCUGAGUCUGCCGCCGAGGGUCUCACUACCACGGGCUUCAACGCUAGUCUCGGUUUCUGGCUGCUGUUCAUGGGUGUCUUGACCUUUGUCUUCCUCAUCUGCUCGCUCCGCACCAACCUCGUCUUCGUUGCCAUCUUCUUCAGCCUGUGGUUCUGCUUCAUGCUCCUGACUGCUGCUUUCUGGACUCUGGCUCAGGACUUUACUGGCAAGGCCAAGCUUGCUCAGAAGCUGACUAUUGCUGGUGGUGCUUGUGGUUUCGUCACCUGCAUGGCUGGCUGGUACAUCCUCAUCGCCGUCCUCUUCGCCAUUGUCGACUUCCCCAUCCAGAUCCCCGUCGGUGACCUGUCGACCGUCAUCAAGGGAAAGAGCGAGAAGGAGCGCCAGGCUUAA
This is a messenger RNA of Fusarium keratoplasticum, 870 nucleotides long. RefSeq lists its product as uncharacterized. The transcript is spliced from 5 exons. Gene Ontology annotation, cellular component: plasma membrane. The record is from RefSeq and is a predicted model, not a curated record. Bases 1 to 870 code for a protein of 289 amino acids. Lineage: Eukaryota; Fungi; Ascomycota; Sordariomycetes; Hypocreales; Nectriaceae. Gene Ontology annotation, molecular function: acetate transmembrane transporter activity.